Toxorhynchites rutilus septentrionalis is the source of this 1860-nucleotide messenger RNA. RefSeq lists its product as uncharacterized. The transcript has a single exon. Gene Ontology annotation, biological process: DNA integration. NCBI's taxonomy places the organism in Eukaryota, Metazoa, Arthropoda, Insecta, Diptera, Culicidae. Gene Ontology annotation, molecular function: nucleic acid binding. The record is from RefSeq and is a predicted model, not a curated record. Bases 1 to 1860 code for a protein of 619 amino acids.
AUGCUCCGAAUAACUCGCCGGGUGUAUUGGACAGAUUCCAGAGAUGUUCUUCACUGGAUAAAUUCGGACCAUCGCCGCUACUCCCAAUUCGUAGCUUUCCGAGUGAGUGAGCUCCUCGAAAUAUCCGAACCAGCGGAAUGGCGAUGGGUUCCCACUAGACUCAAUGUGGCUGAUGAUGGAACCAAGUGGGACGGAACGCCUGACCUCACUCCGGAGAGCAGAUGGUUUACUGGUCCAGAUUUCCUAUGGCUUCCAGAAUCAAAGUGGCCACACACACCGCCUCUGCGCGCGGCAAAUACUGCUGAACUUCGCCCUCACUUACUUCUACAUCGUACGGUCUCAAUCUCAGCCGGUAUUAAUUAUGAAUUGAUCUGCGUCAGUAAGUUUUCCAAAUGGAAAUUAUUGCGGAAUUGUGUUGCUCUCGUUUUCCGAUACAUAUCCAACCUGCGACUGAAGACAAAAGAACAGCCUAUUCUGAUUGGCCCGCUUUCCGCGGACGAGCUCAACAAGGCAGAAGAAUACUUGUUUCGCCUCGCACAACACGAGGGCUUCCCAAACGAAGUAGCUAAUCUGGAUAGUAUAUGUUUAACUGAAACCACGAAGUCACUACCAAAAACCAGCCCGCUGUACCAGUUGAAUCCUCAACUGGACGAGCGGGGAGUCAUUCGGAUGAGAACGAGGAUUGGUGCGUGUCAGUUUGCCACUGAAGCUGCCAAAAAACCUAUAAUACUGCCUCGUGAUCAUCACAUAACCACCCUGAUAAUGAAGCACUACCACCACUGCAACCACGAAACCGUCAUAAAUGAGCUAAGACAACGGUUUCAUAUUCCUCGCAUUCGUGUCGGCUUCGCCAAGGCCCGCAGGAACUGCCAACGCUGUAAGAACGAGACAGCCAUGCCUCACCCUCCAAUCAUGGCAGACCUACCGCCAGCCCGGCUUGCAGCCUUCACUCGGCCUUUCACAUAUGUCGGGAUAGACUACUUUGGCCCGAUUGAGGUAGCCCUAGGCAGACGAGUAGAGAAGCGCUGGGGAAUGCUGAUCACUUGUCUGACAAUACGUGCUAUUCACAUUGAACUGGUCUGCACCCUCAGCACAAACUCAUGCAUAAUGGGUCUUCGCAACUUUGUCGCCCGCAGAGGUACUCCCAGGAAGAUCUACAGCGAUCGUGGUACGAACUUUGUCGGCGCCAGUCGCACGCUAAAGGAAGCGAUGGCAGCUAUUAACGAAAAGCAGUUUAUGGAGGAGUUCAUCAGUUCAGAAACGGACUGGAUAUUUAAUCCUCCCGCAGCACCACAUAUGGGUGGUUGCUGGGAAAGGUUAAUCCGGACGGUGAAGGCUAAUUUGAUGGCCAUUCAAUCAUCCCGCAAACCAACAGAUGAGGUGCUUCGAAACGUGCUUAUAGAAAUCGAGAGCAUCGUAAAUUCACGACCUUUGACGCACGUUCCGAUUGACAGCGAUUCGGCUCCAGCUCUUACCCCGAAUCACUUUUUACUCGGGUCAUCCGAUGGCUCGAAGCCCCUCACGAUUCUCGACAACAGUGGUUCCGCAUUGCUGCAGAACUGGCGAUCAUCCCAGAUCAUCGCAAACCAGUUCUGGAGGCGUUGGGUAACCGACUAUCUUCCAGAAAUAACCAGACGAACAAAAUGGUUCGUACACACCAAACCUAUAGUCAUCGGUGACGUAGUAAUCAUCGUAGAUCCUCAGCUACCCAGAAAUUGUUGGCCGAAAGGUAGAAUCAUCCAUACGAAGGUCGGAUGCGAUGGAUGCAUCCGGUCCGCCACAAUUCAGACGGCGAAGGGGAUUUACGAGAGGCCGGUAACGAAACUGGCAGUCCUGGAUGUUCGGCGCGAGGAACAGUAA